GCAGAAAAUUACACGACGAGAGAAACAGAGAAAAAGUUUGACAGUUUUUGUUCCACUGAAUCGUCUGAAACAAUCAAUAAAUUCAUUGUGAAGUAUUUUGUAGGUGAUAUUCUAGUCAGUAAAGAGGAACAUCAACAGUUCUUGACAGGUGUUCAGUGGACUGUUCAGAUGAUGUCAUGGACUCCACAAAGGAUCUCAGUGGACAGACAGACACAGGGAAGGUCAAGAGUGUCAUUCAUGGAGAAUCUCCUGAAUCCAGCUGUGUGUCCAUGAAGAGUGACCGGUCAAUGGAUCCUCCACUUAACUUCAGUUCAGGAGCCCCUUGUGCUGAUGUGAGUGUCAUUCAUGGAGAAUCUCCUGAACCCAGCUGUGUGUCCAUGAAGAGUGACUGGUCAAUGGAUCAACCACUUAAAUUCAGUUCAGGAGAGUCUUUGAUAAACUACAGAAACAAACAGGAUGCAUCAGAGUCAACUGCUGAGAAAGUGCCAUUGGACUCCAUUUUUGAGAGAGAGGAUGAGGAUGAUGAAGAACUGGUGAAAUCUGUGCAUCAACAAAAACUCAAAACAAAACUAAAAGAGAAAUUCCAGAGAAUUACUGAAGGAAUGUCAAAUCAAAGCAGCUCAACACUUGUGAAUGAGAUCUACACAGAGCUGUACAUCACAGAGGGAGGGAGUGCAGAGAUCAAUAAUGAACAUGAGGUGAGACAGAUUGAGACAGCAUCCAGGAGAGCAGAGACACAGGAAACACCAAUCAAAUGCAAUGACAUCUUUAAAGCCUUACCUGGACAAGACAAAGCCAUCAGAACUGUGCUGACUAAAGGAGUUGCUGGAAUUGGAAAAACUGUCUCUGUGCAGAAGUUCAUUGUGGACUGGACUGAAGGAAAAGCAAAUCAGGAUGUUCACUUCAUAUUUCCACUUCCUUUCAGAGAGCUCAAUCUGAUGAAGCACAAACAUAUCAGUCUUAUGGAUCUUCUUCAUCAGUUUUUCACAGAUACAAAAGAACUGAGAUCAACAUUCCUUGAUGACUACAAAGUCAUUUUCAUUUUUGAUGGUCUGGAUGAGUGUCGACUUCCUCUAGAUUUCCAGAACAAUGAUAUUUUGUGGGAUGUGACAGAAUCGGCCUCAGUGGAUGUGCUGCUGACCAACCUCAUCAAGGGGAAUCUGCUUCCUUCUGCUCUGCUCUGGAUCACCUCUCGACCAGCAGCAGCCAAUCAGAUUCCUCCUGAGUGUGUUGACCAGCUCACAGAUGUACGAGGCUUCAAUGACCCUCAGAAGGACGAGUAUUUCAGGAAGAGAAUAAAAGAUGAGCGUCUGGCCAACAGAAUCAUCACACACAUGAAAUCAUCAAGAAGCCUGUACAUCAUGUGUCACAUACCAGUCUUCUGUUGGAUUUCAGCCACUGUUCUACAGAGACUGUUGAGUGAAGCAGAGAGUGCAGAGAUCCCCAAGACUCUCACUCAAAUGUUCACACACUUCCUGAUCUUUCAGAGCAAACUGAAGAGCCAGAAGUAUGAUGGGAAAUGUGAGGUGGAUCUUCAGCAGGCUAGAGAGAGGAUUCUGUCUCUGGGAAAACUGGCUUUUCAACAGCUGGAAAAAGGGAACCUGAUCUUCUAUGAGGAGGACCUGAGAGAGUGUGGCAUUGAUGUCAGAGAAGCGUCAGUGUACUCGGGAGUUUGUACCCAAAUCUUCAGAGAGGAGUUUGGACUGCACCUGGGGAAGGUGUUCAGCUUUGUGCAUCUGAGCAUUCAGGAGUUUCUCGCUGCUCUGUAUGCUUUUCUUUCCUUUUAUCAACAGAAAUCAGGUCUCUUCAGUAAGUUUAGGUCAUCUAUGAGUGAUCUCCUGAAGAGUGAAGUGGACAAGGCCUUACAGAGUGAGAACGGACACCUGGACCUUUUCAUUCGAUUCCUUCUGGGUCUCUCACUGAAGUCCAAUCAGACAAUCUUACAAGAUCUACUGAGACAGACAGGAAGCAGCUCUGACAGCAAACAGGAAAUAGUUGAGUACAUUAAGAUGAAGAUCAGGGAGAAUCCCUCUCCAGAGAAAUCCAUCAAUCUGUUCCACUGUCUGAAUGAACUCAAUGAUCAUUCUCUAGUGCAGGAAGUACAAACAUACGUGAACAGAAGAGAUAUCAAUCGUCUCUCUGGAGUCAGUCUCUCUCCUGCUCAGUGGUCAGCUCUGGUGUUUGUGUUGCUGAACUCAGAAGAGGAGCUGGAUCAGUUUAAUCUGAGGAAAUAUGAUCCAUCACAUGAAUGUCUUCUGAGGCUGCUGCCGGUGAUCAAAGCAUCCAGAAAAGCUGAUUUGAUGGGCUGUAAUCUGAAAGAGCAAAGUUGUUCAGCACUGGCCUCAGUUCUCAGCUCAAACUCCUCAAGUCUGAGAGAGCUGGAUCUGAGUAAUAAUGACCUGCAGGAUUCAGGAGUGAAGCUGCUCUCUGAUGCACUGAAGAGUCCUCAUUGUACACUGGACAUACUGAGAUUUGAAGCUUGUAGAUUCACUGAUCAGUGCUGUGAAAGUUUGUCUUCAUUUCUACAAUCAUCAAAAUCCCUUAGAGAGCUGGACCUGAGUAAUAAUGACCUGCAGGAUUCAGGAGUGAAGCUGCUCUCUGAUGCACUGAAGAGUCCUCACUGUAUACUGGAAAUACUGAGUUUUGCAGCUUGUAGAUUCACUGAUCAGUGCUGUGAAAGUUUGUCUUCAGUUCUACAAGCAUCAAAAUCCAUGAGAGAGCUGGACCUGAGUAACAAUGACCUGCAGGAUUCAGGAGUGAAGCUGCUCUCUGAUGCACUGAGGAAUCCUCACUGUACACUGGAAAUACUGAGAUUAUCUGGCUGUAUGGUGACAGAGGAAGGCUGCUGUUCUGUGGCAUCAGCUCUGAGAUCAAAUCUCUCACGCCUGAAAGAGCUGGAUCUGAGCUACAAUCACCCAGGAGAAUCAGGAGUCAGGCUGCUCUCUGAAAGAGUCAACGAUCCAAACUGCACACUGGACAAACUUAAUCAGGGCUCGGGAGAGUUCAGGAUUACAGCAGGACCACGCAAAUAUGUCUGUGAUCUCACACUGGAUUCAAACACAGUAAACACUGAACUCAUUCUGUCUGAGGGGAACAGGAAGGUGACACGUGUGAGAGAGCGUCAGUCAUAUCCUGAUCAUCCAGAGAGAUUUGAUGUGGAUCCUCAGGUUCUGUGUAGAGAGAGUCUGACUGGACGCUGUUACUGGGAGACUCAAUGGAGUGGAAAUGGUGCUGUUAUAUCAGUGUCAUAUAAAGAAAUCAGCAGGAAAGGAGUGAGUUAUGACUGUGAGUUUGGAUUCAAUGUAAACUCCUGGAGUCUGGAGUGCUUUAAUAACACAUUCACUGUCUGUCACAAUAAUAACAGCACUGACAUACGUCCCCCUUCACACGACUGUAAGAGAGUAGGAGUGUAUGUGGACUGUCCGGCCGGCACUCUGUCCUUCUACAGCGUCUCUGACACACACACACUCACACACUUACACACACUCAUCACCACAUUCACUCGACCCCUCUAUGCUGGAUUUGGAGUUUUUUCUGAUUCCUCAGUGUGUGUGUGUGAAAUUGAUCAUCAGAGACACACACACACAACUGGAUGAGUGAAAUAUACUCACUGUAUCUCACAUCAACACAACUCCAAACUCUUUCUAGAAAUCAUUUCAUCAAUGAAACUGAUUGAAUUCAAUACAAUGACAGUACUUUGUGUCUCACUGUGAUGUGAUUGAACUUAUUUACUAUCAGAUUCAAUAAUAAAAAUAAUGUUUUUAAAUGAAUAAAUGAGUCUAUAUAUGAACUCUUUAUUAAACACACGGCACAUUCAGAUACUCAUUGUUUUAUUUAUACUAAAUAAACAUUUACAAAUACAGAAUUCUUGUGAUUUUUCUACAGUAUAUAAAUCUUAAUACUUAACAGACAAUUCUAGAAAAAAAACAGCUUCACACUUUUGCAUUCAUAAAUGGAUUUAUAAGAACUAAUUACAGGAUCAUUUAAAGUUGGUGUAAAUUUGACAGAUUUGAAGAGUUCACUCAUUGAUAAAAGUCAAAUGCUGUCAUCAUACACACACCCUCAUGUUGUUCUGAACCUUACACAUUUUUAUUCUGUGAAACACAAAAGGAAAUAUACGGCAGAACAUUAGAGACUGACAUU
Messenger RNA from Xyrauchen texanus (razorback sucker), 4143 nucleotides. RefSeq names its product NACHT, LRR and PYD domains-containing protein 3-like. Lineage: Eukaryota; Metazoa; Chordata; Actinopteri; Cypriniformes; Catostomidae. The record is from RefSeq and is a predicted model, not a curated record. The transcript is spliced from 13 exons. Gene Ontology annotation, molecular function: protein binding. Bases 177 to 3596 code for a protein of 1139 amino acids.